This is a messenger RNA of Zingiber officinale, 1655 nucleotides long. Its product is annotated as probable serine/threonine-protein kinase PBL11. The coding region runs from base 93 to 1280 and encodes 395 amino acids. NCBI's taxonomy places the organism in Eukaryota, Viridiplantae, Streptophyta, Magnoliopsida, Zingiberales, Zingiberaceae. The transcript is spliced from 6 exons. Gene Ontology annotation, molecular function: ATP binding; protein kinase activity. The record is from RefSeq and is a predicted model, not a curated record. Gene Ontology annotation, biological process: protein phosphorylation.
AACGAAAGCUUUGUAGUUUGAGCUAUAAAAGUCAUAUCAUUGUCUUUGAGCCAACAAGGAAUUCAGAAGGUUUUUUUGGGCGCCCUCUUCUGAUGGGGAACCAAUGUGGGCGUUCGUCUAAAACUGCAAACGCCUCUUCUCCUAAUGUUUCAAAGAAUCCACUGUCAGUGAUUAGUGAUUCCAGUGUAAAGAAAUCAGCUAAGAAAUCUUCAAGCGGAUUGGGUAAUUCUGUUCAACAGCUCAAAAGUGAGGCACCAAACAAUCUGAAGUCCUUUAACUUGAGCUACCUCAGCGCCGAUAAUAAGAAUUUUAGAGAGAGUGACGGAUCAAAAACGGUCGGUCUGAAGCCCUUCAGCUUGAAUGACCUCAAGAAUGCUACUAAAAAUUUCAGCUCCAAUUCAUAUCUAGGUGAAGGAGGAUUUGGUUGUGUCUUCAAAGGGUGGAUUGAUGAGCAUACUUAUGCCCCUACUAAACCAGGCACUGGAAUUGUUGUUGCCAUCAAGAAACUCAAACGAGAAAGCUAUCAAGGGCACAAAGAAUGGCUUGCAGAGGUGACCUAUUUGAGCCAGCUUCACCACGAGAAUCUUGUCAAACUUAUAGGCUACUGCUCAGAGUUGGAUAGCAAACUUCUUGUUUAUGAGUACAUGCAGAAAGGCAGCUUGGAGAAUCACUUGUUCAAAAGAGGUGUACAACCUAUUCCUUGGCCAACGAGAGUGAGCAUUGCCAUUGAUGUUGCCCGAGGACUGUCCUGCUUACAUGGCUUAGAAACUCAAAUCAUAUUUCGUGAUCUGAAGGCCUCAAAUAUUCUCCUUGAUUCGGAUUUCAAUGCUAAACUAUCAGAUUUUGGCUUAGCUAGGAAUGGACCUACUGGAGACAAGAGUCAUGUCUCCACUAGAGUGGUUGGCACUCGUGGAUAUGCCGCUCCAGAAUAUAUCGCCACAGGCCACUUGAGUUUAAAGAGCGACAUAUACACUUUUGGAGUUGUACUGUUGGAGCUCCUAUCAGGAAAACGUGCGGUGGAGGAAGAUAGAGGAAAUUCAGACCUGACUCUGGUCGACUGGGCGAAGCCAUUCUUGAAGGAUAAAGGAAGAAUAUUGAGGAUCAUGGACAUACGAUUGGAGGGUCGGUACGCUAAGAAGGAAGCCCAGGUCAUUGCUGCUCUUGCCUUGCAAUGCUUACAUCUAGAUCCGAAGAACAGGCCUAACAUGACAAGCAUUCUUCCGAUACUAGAAAAGCUUCGCGAGAGCAAAGACUGCAUUACAUCUUAUGCAAGGGCCUAGUCAUGUGUCACAUACUUUGAUAACAUUUUGAUAAUUCAUCAUACAAUAGAAAGAUUUCUUCUGAAGCUAAACAUUGAACAGACAAAUAGAUAAUGGAGUGGUGUUCAAGAUGCUGAUUCAGUGAUACUGCUGCUGCCAAAGCUUCAACCUGAGUAGGUCAGACAGAGGGAAGUGGUUACUUGAGAAGCUAUUUCAAGAUACAAGAAAUUGGCAAGUGUAUCGUCAAAUAUUAGAGCCAUGAUCAAAGACAAUGAUCUCUGUUUUUUUGUUCUUUUGUUCAAUUGACAUACUGCGUUUGGGAUCGUCUGCAAAAUUCUAGUAUGAGAUCUAGAGUUGCAAGAAUUGAAUUAAAUAAGAUUAUCAUGAUCACUACAU